Molecule: messenger RNA, 1342 nt
Organism: Chanos chanos (milkfish)
Lineage: Eukaryota; Metazoa; Chordata; Actinopteri; Gonorynchiformes; Chanidae
Exons: 5
Coding region: 178-1233 (351 amino acids)
Source: RefSeq, a predicted model, not a curated record
GAAUUUACCUUGCAGUACUUCUAAUACAAACUGCACCAUUUUAUAGUUAAGAAUGCUUGCCACUGGAAUAUGAACUUGUGUCGUCUUGAAUAGCAUUGUUCUACCCGUACAAUCCGUGUUUAAACGAACGGAAUCGAUGAGCGUUGUCUUAUUGUUAUGGAAAUAAGUUGAGCAAUAAUGGAGAGUUACUUAUGUCUGCUCAUUUUGACAGCACUCAUUGUGUAUGUCAUUUACUUCUUUCACGCGUAUUUGUACCGUUCCCACCGACAACUUAGAACGUGCGCGGUUUUUGACUUCAACCAGCCUUUGCCAAGCUAUGCGUACCUCUGGGUCAGAUACAUGACUGAAUCUUUUCGCAAAAGCCAGGGUCACUUAUACGAAAAUAACAAGGACAAAAAAGCAAUUACAGACGAACUUGUCUUUACAAUUUUCAACUGCAGGCUUGACGUACAGAAUUUGAGAAAGUAUUGCUCUGCCAUGGGAUAUGGUUGGGAUUAUCCGGAUAGCACCUUCAGAGAUGUCCCCUUGUGCUAUCCCGACUAUUUCUGCUGCCGAUUACUCACCAUGAUUCUGUGUUCAGAGAGAUUCAAACUGAGUCCGUUGGGCCUGGUUCGCGUGCGUCAGACCUUGAGCUCUCUCCAGCCAGUGGAUGAACUGAAGAAAGGCCCGUUCACUGUGCAGGCCAGAGUGACUGAGUACCGGUCGGUUCUGGACGGUGUGGAGGUGGACAUCUCUCUCAGUGCUGGCAGAGGUGACUUGCCCGUGUGGGAGAGCGCGAUUACAAUGUUCUCCCAGAAAACAGGACCACACACCCAGUCAGAGCCAGCGGACACACCCGACGGGUCAGAUGCAGUGAAGGGAGUGGACCUGGUCGUGCCUUGGUCUGCAGGUGUGACGUGCACCUGGGCAUUCUGGGAGCUCUGCCCCGCCUGUGUGUUACUGCGCGGAGCCUGUCGUCUGCACCUCACACGCCCAAACACACCUGCGCUCUGGGUCCUGUCCAGGUGUCUGGUGGAGAUUGAGAAGCACAGAGGAGUGGAUGCUGUUCGGGCCCCAGUCUCUGUGUCUGUCACUUUCAGACGGAGCCUGUUCCUCCCAGCGGACGUCAGGAUCAGGUUUAGCCAGGCGGCUAGUGACUCUGCUCUCAGACUGUGCAGGUUUGUGAUGGAAAAGCCCAGCACGCGGGAGCAGUACGUCUCAGGAGAGAUCCAGGGCUCUGACACACAGGAGUGAAGCCAUUUUAGCCCAGGGAAAGAGUGGACGUCUCACUUACAAUGUGAACUCAGUCAAACUCAGUCUGUCAGUGGUGAGGUGGUUUUGGUUAAUUAUGUCAUUUGGUUGA